GCUCUCCUGGCCCGCUACACCCCCAGACCCAGUGACCUCUUCAAUCGCCGAUUUUAAAUACCUGGGCUUGGUCGAGCCGAGGGAAACGUAGUCGCUAUACUUCCGUAUCUCCCCGUUCCAGCGCACCGCGUGUGAACCACCGAUCCGUCAAUCCUUCACCCAUUAAUAAAAAAAGAAAUACAUUCCCUGGCUUCAGACGAGGGUUUACCAUUCUCUUCCUUUUUUUUUCCCCUCUUGUUUCCUUUCUCCUUCCUUGCUUUUCUUCUUUAUCCGUGGAGUUCUCUCAGGACAGCCUCUUCCGUCUUUGCCCUUUAAAUCCGACAAUCGCAUCGCAUUGAUUGCUCUUGCUCUACCCGGUGUAGUCCCGAGCUCAAUUGAUCAGGACUUCCGUUGAUUCUUUGGAAAAAAACGAAAACAAACACAUUCUUUCAUCAUGUCUGCGAAAGGAGGCAACGGCAGGAAGCCGGCGUCGCCGGCUGUCAACCUGAUCGCUGGUGGUGGUGCGGGUAUGAUGGAGGCCCUCGUGUGCCAUCCUCUGGACACCGUCAAAGUCCGCAUGCAGUUGUCGCGUCGGGCCAGGGCCCCUGGUGUAAAACCGCGCGGAUUCGUUGCCACGGGUGCCGAAAUCGUCAAAAGAGAAACCGCGUUGGGUUUGUACAAGGGUCUCGGGGCCGUCCUGGGAGGCAUCAUCCCGAAGAUGGCCAUCCGGUUCACUUCCUACGAAACGUACAAGCAAUGGCUGGCCGAUAAGGAGACUGGAGCCGUGACCAGCAAGGCCACUUUUCUCGCUGGUCUCUGCGCGGGUGUAACGGAAGCCGUGGCGGUGGUCAACCCUAUGGAAGUCAUCAAGAUCCGCCUGCAAGCACAACACCACAGUCUGUCGGAUCCCCUGGACACCCCCAAGUACCGCAGCGCGCCGCACGCCCUGUUCACCGUCAUCCGGGAGGAAGGCUUCGGCGCCCUGUACCGGGGUGUCUCGUUAACCGCCCUGCGCCAGGGAACGAACCAGGCAGCCAACUUCACCGCAUAUACCGAGCUGAAGGCCUUCCUCCAGAGGAGCCAGCCCGAGUACGCCAACUCGCAGCUGCCUUCCUACCAGACGACCUUCAUCGGACUGAUCUCCGGUGCGGUCGGACCCUUCUCCAACGCCCCCAUUGACACCAUCAAGACGCGACUGCAGAAGACCCGUGCCGAGCCCGGCCAGUCCGCCGUGACCCGCAUCAUGGUGAUCGCCAAGGACAUGUUCAAGCAGGAGGGGGCUGCGGCCUUCUACAAGGGUAUCACGCCCCGUGUGAUGAGAGUCGCCCCGGGUCAGGCCGUCACCUUCACCGUGUAUGAGUUCCUGAAGGGCAAGCUCGAGCAGUCCCGUUGGAGCUUCGUUGGCGGCACUUUUGAGGAGUAA
Messenger RNA from Aspergillus saccharolyticus JOP 1030-1, 1402 nucleotides. RefSeq names its product putative succinate:fumarate antiporter (Acr1). The record is from RefSeq and is a predicted model, not a curated record. The transcript is spliced from 5 exons. Bases 434 to 1402 code for a protein of 322 amino acids. Gene Ontology annotation, biological process: transmembrane transport; succinate transport; fumarate transport. Lineage: Eukaryota; Fungi; Ascomycota; Eurotiomycetes; Eurotiales; Aspergillaceae.